AUGCCACCAGUAUCGAUAUCCCUCCCCUCACACGUCGCACAGCCGUCCCCCAAGACAUGCUCGGUCACCGUUACAAGCAUUCCCUUAACAUCACCGUCGAACACGGAACCCAAUCUCUGCUCCUUUUGCUCCCUGAUCGACUUCUCUUUGCUUCGUUACCCCACAACUACCGAUCUCCUCUCUCUCAACGACGGCAACCCAGCACCCCAAGACCUCAGUCCCUUCAAGCGCAACCCAUAUGCCAAAGUCGAGCCAACAUGGUCUCUGGGCCUACUUUCCCGCAUCCACAAAUCUUCCUCGUCCUGCGAUCUCUGCCACGCCAUACGUACCGUCCUAGACCAACAGCCGCACGUCCGCGCCACCCUCACCAAUAUGGGCGUAAAGGAUCCAUUGGUCUUGGGCACGGUAGCCCUUUGUGGGAGAUUGUCGGCGCCAGAGGGGGCCUCGUGGUUGGAGCACGAUGACAAGUAUGGUGGGCUGAAGGAAAGGGAUUGCUUCUUCCUCAGACGGUUGGGACUGCUGUUUCGGCCGGCCGACAAAGACGAGGAUGUGAAUGUGCCGGGUAUGGCCAAGAAGAUAGAAAGCUGGUUUUCUGUGAUGGAUAGCUUCCAGACUAUGAACACUGCUAUUCCAAGGGGUUUUGAGGUUGGAGCUGAAGACAGAAAAGGGGUGCUGAUGGGAGACGAGGAGAACCCAGAGACAGUAUGGUUUGCAGGACGGAAGAGACCAGAGAUGAUUGACAUCGGCUUGAUCAAACAAUGGCUCGGGGAGUGCUUGGAGAAACACAAGGACAUCUGUGGGAUUAGUGAGGAGGUGGAUGAGGAUGAUGAUCCAGAUUUGGUGGAACAGAUGAGGCGUUUGAGUUGCAUCGUCACCAAGUACAACCUCUACGACGUCGACAUGUCCGCCCUCAAGUUUGCUUCACUCAGCUACGUCUGGGGUGUCACUCCACAGAAACUUGUCCUUCUUAUCGAGAACGAGUAUGAGCUCCAACGGCCCAACUCUCUCGUUGGCAAAGUCUCCAAGACCAUCUCCGACGCCAUUCACUUGACCGAACAACUCGGGCUCAAAUACCUCUGGGUCGACGCCCUCUGCAUCAUCCAGAACUCCGACGAUGACAAGGUCAUGCAACUGGGCAACAUCGCCAAUGUGUACGCCCACUCUUUGUUCACCAUUAUUGCGGCGGCAGGGGACGACUCCAACUUUGGUCUUCCCGGCAUCCGUACCCCCCGUGAUGCAGUCCAAGAGGUAGUCCCCGUCAUCCCGCCAUCAGACACCAACCCUGGAAUGUCCCUCAUCACUGCUCUCUCCCCUACCCACCAAUCCCAUGAACAUCCAACCCGCAAGGCCAUCUGGGCCUCUCGCGGGUGGACACUUCAAGAACGGGCCCUCUCCCGACGUGCCAUUUUCAUCAUGAAGAACCACGUCCUCUGGUCCUGUUCCCGCUCUCACUACUCGGAGGAAUCCUGCUGCGAGACCGAUACCCUCGGCACCCUAGCGUGGUUCGGCCUGCAAGAGUCUGACCCCAUUCUCAACUCCUCCGAACGAACAUGGUACACCGAAGACGUCCCUGAAGAGCAAGUCUGGUACAAGUUCCAACGCUUGGUGCAAGACUACUCCGGUCGCAAUCUGAAGUUCCAAGGCGAUGCCCUCGAUGCUUUCAGUGCAGUGGUGGAACAAGUCCGCAGAAUGACUGGAGAGAACUUCCUCUGGGGCAUGCCUAGCGGGCGAUUCGAGCUUUGUCUCUGCUGGGAGCCUUAUCGGCGAGGUCUCAAAAGGAGAGAGGAACUGAGCACGCUGGAGAUGACCAGUUUCAAGCGGCAUGUUCCCUUCCCAAGUUGGUCGUGGCUGGGAUGGUCCGGAGCCAUCUUCCUGAAAGUGCAGGACCGCGAGCUAGAAGUCGGCCUCAACCCAAAGGUGGUCUGUUUCGUUCUGCGCAACCACCCACUGCGCGUGUUCCCGGUCCGAAGAAUCUCAGUCGACAAUGACCCCGAACGGGCCAACUCGUGGGCCAUUCCCAACGUCACCGACAGCAAGUACUCGGUUACCCUAGACGACAUCUACGAUAACCUCCCCUCCAUGACCCCCGAAGUGCUGCUUGAUACACCAGAUGACCAGCUCAUCUUCUUCUGGACCGAGUCAGCGCGCUUCAAACUGUCCGAGCUCAAAGUGCAGGGACCGUCUAUCUUGCAGGAGAACCCGUUGCAGGUGAAGGAGUAUACCAAGUACUAUCGAGAGAUUCUAGACGACGAUGGACAAGUGGUGGGGAGGACGCAUCCUUGCGAUCCGACAGCCCAGGAAAUUGGAGUGGAUGAGAAAGGUGACGGAAAAUGCGAGUUCAUCCGCAUUGCGAACAAUUAUCUUCCGUUCUGCGACCCGGAAAAGUUGGUGAUGCAGUUACGGAGGGGUACAGGGAAGUACAACAAGGACGUGAGAUAUCGUGUCAAUGUGGCGGAGAUCAAGAAGGAGGCGUGGAAGCAGGUUUAUGAGAAGAGAGUAUUAGUUGCAUUGGGUUGA
Neurospora tetraspora is the source of this 2517-nucleotide messenger RNA. Its product is annotated as heterokaryon incompatibility protein-domain-containing protein. The record is from RefSeq and is a predicted model, not a curated record. NCBI's taxonomy places the organism in Eukaryota, Fungi, Ascomycota, Sordariomycetes, Sordariales, Sordariaceae. The transcript has 3 exons. Bases 1 to 2517 code for a protein of 838 amino acids.